This is a messenger RNA of Moesziomyces antarcticus, 4698 nucleotides long. RefSeq lists its product as uncharacterized. The transcript has a single exon. Gene Ontology annotation, biological process: triglyceride biosynthetic process; fatty acid catabolic process. The record is from RefSeq and is a predicted model, not a curated record. Gene Ontology annotation, cellular component: nucleus. NCBI's taxonomy places the organism in Eukaryota, Fungi, Basidiomycota, Ustilaginomycetes, Ustilaginales, Ustilaginaceae. Gene Ontology annotation, molecular function: phosphatidate phosphatase activity. Bases 1 to 4698 code for a protein of 1565 amino acids.
AUGCAGUACGUCGGCAAGCUCGUCUCGACGGUGUACAACACCAUCACACCCAACAUCAACCCGGCCACCCUCAGCGGCGCAAUCGACGUCAUCGUCGUAGAACGCACGGUGGACAAGCAUGAGGACGUCGAAGUCGAUGCGCACGGAAACGUGCUCCCCGAGUCGCAGGUCGGCGUGCGGCCAGAGCACCAACGCAAGUACAAGACCGUCACGCGCCAAGUCACCGAGCUCGCAAGCACGCCCUUCCACGUCCGCUUCGGAAAGAUGAGCGUGCUCAGACCAGGCGAGAGGAAGGUCACGCUCCAUCUCAACAACUCUACAGACCCGCUCCCCUUUGCCAUGAAGGUCAGCGACUCCGGAGAGGCCUUCUUUGUCAUGGAGAUCGACGAGGACGACGACCACAUCCCCGCAGACCUCGUCACCAGCCCCAUCCUCAGCGCCGCUGCUAGCCCCAUCACCUCUCCCGAGGCUGCCAACAACGACUCCAUCGAGGUCGAGCCGCUCGAACUCGGAGAAGCCGGCGAGUCUGAUCCUGACCAACUCCCCGACCAGUCCAAUGCGGAUGCAGAGUCCGACACCAACACAAAGCAGCAGCUCAAACAAAACAAACGCAGUGGCGAGCCCGACGAGCAGGGCGACCUCAACGUCCCCUCCGACUCGUCAAGGACCGGCUCCGGUUCCGCCGCCGGCUCCGACUCGCUCCUCAACAAGGUCGGCUCCGCUGCCUCCAAGGCGAGCGGCGUCAUCGGCGCCGCUGGCAGGGCCGUCAUGGGCGGCACCAACAACCCACGCCUCGACCACACCGCCGAAAAGGCGCAGCGCAACGACCCCACCGACAACCAGACCGGCGCUCCCGUCGACAACGACCACAACGACGCACACAGCUACGAGCCCGAGCAAGGCGGCCCCGACGGCAAGAAGCGCCAACAGGCCCAGGACGACUCCACACCUCAGAGCAAGCCCGCCAAUCACACCGAAGUGCUCGAAAAACAGCUGCGUGACAAGGCGCUCCAGGUCAUCGAGGAUGAGGUGGUGAGCGACCACGAUGCAGACAGCCUGCGCAGCAUCGACUCGGGCGAGGAGGCCUAUCCCGCUCCCUUCGGCUCCAGCGCCGGCAGCAAACACCGCAGCAAGACUGAGAGCGUCGCCUCCAUCCACCACUCCGAGUACCUUGCAGGCAAGCGCCUCAAGCCCGUGCCCAUAGGCGAUGGCAACAAGACCAUCGACCCGGCAAUGACCGACGCAUCCACCCACCUGCACAUGCACAAGCAGCGACAGCAGCACAGCAAGACUGUACACCACGCCGACCACGACGACGACGGCGACGACGAAGACACCGCUGUCGACGAGGACGACGACCACGACGAUGCUGCAGACGAUGUUGUGGCUCCCGUCAAGGUCAAGCAGCGCAAAGAGGACUUGCAGUACAUGCUCGAUAUGGACGGAUACAAGAUGACCGCCGACGGCGAGGAUCUCGCCUUCCAAGAGGGGCAUCGAUUCGCCGACGAGAUGCCCCUCGGUAGGCGGCACGGCGGCAAGGGCCGACACGGCCACCCGGAGCGCCUCAACGGUCCCGGUCACCAGCACAAGGUGUCGCUCCCGGGCUCGUCCGCCUCCCUGCGUCGCGGCUCGGGCUCGCGCUCGCACAGACCCAGCUUUUCAGUCGACUACCGAACGGCGCGCUCCUCCCACUCGCACUCCCGCGAGCGCGAUGCACGCCGCGAGAGCCUCGACGAUUCCGCCGCCACCAACAUCGCCAGCUUCAGCUCGCAGCAGGCUUCGCCGCGCCUCGGGUCCACACCCACGCAGAGCGCACAUCGCGACGAGAUCGAGCUGUCCAGAGACCUCGCCAGGCUCGCGCGCAUGAACCGCGCCGAGCGCGGCAGGCGUCAGCCCAAGGCCACCGAGUCGCUCCGCAGGCACGCCUCGCUCACCAGCCGCAACAGGAACACCGACGAAGACAAUCAGGCGGGCGGCAGACGCCGCACCAGCGCACGCGGCUCGCGCCACCACCACGAAUUCUCGCUCUCGGACACCGAGGCCGAAGUGCCGCACGCAAAGUCGGCGUCGGGACACAACUCGGUCGACAACUCCACCGAGGCGCUCACGUCGUCCUACUCGGUCUCGGGCGUUGUCUCGAGUCUGCGCGACCUCAGGCUGCCCAGCGAAGAGGCCCCGACGUACCUCGACGAUGCGGGUGCUGCGCAUCUGGGCCUCUCGAGUAACUCCAGGUGGCAGUGGGCAGACCCGGCCGCCGAGUCUUCCGCAUCGACACCUAGGGGUCCGCCCAGCCGACGCCGCACGCGCUUCGCCAGCACCGACAGCUACCAGGCUGCACGCUCGUCCGACGCCGCGGCGCUCGACGCGCUCCGCCGCCAGACCGAGCAAGGCGAGGCCGCGGGCAAGCUGACGAGCUCCGAUGCGGACCCGUACGCGUUCCUGCUCCAGCUCGAGGACUCGUCGUCCCACUCGUUUGAGCUCAGUCUGUGCUACACGGCGCAGUUCGGCAGUGACGACGCCGCGGACGAGUACGCGUUCAGAGAGAACCGCGUGUCGUUUGAGCGCUUUGCGCACGACGAGGACGUGGUGAACGACGAGCGGCUUGUCAUUCGGUACCACGACCGCUUCUUGACGUGGGAGAAUGCGUCGGCGGUGCUCGCGACGCUCUCGCUGUACCGCGGCACGCUGUCCAGCUCCACCUCGGCCACCAACAUGGACGAGGAGGCCGACGGUGCCGAUCGCAUCUCCACCGCCAGCUACUGGUCGCGCUGGUUCCGGCGCAGCAGCAAGAGCAUCCCCGAUCUCAAGCAGGCUGCCGGCCGAGACGCCGAGACGAUCGCGGGCGAUCUGAACGUGGCCAAGCCCGCCAAGUCGCUCACGGUGGACGUCGGCACGGCCAACAGCGCAGGCAUUGAGCGCUCCAACACGGACUCGGUGCUGCUCGAGGCGGACAAGGCGGCGGCGGCGGCUGCCAAGAACGGCGAGCGUCCAGCGGCGUCAGCGGCGGCAAGCGCGGCGAAGAGAACGGGCAAGACGUACGCCAAGACGCUGCGGCUCACGUCGGACCAGCUCAAGUCGCUCAACCUGCGCAAGGGCGCCAACAGCAUCACCUUCUCCGUCACGUCGUCCUACUCGGGCGUGGCGACGUGCUCGGCGCGCAUCUUUGUGUGGGAGUCGAACCACAAGAUCGUCGUCUCGGACAUCGACGGCACCAUCACCAAGUCGGACGCGCUCGGACAUGUAUUCACCAUGAUCGGCCGCGACUGGACGCACAUUGGCGUCGCCAAGCUGUACACGGACAUUGCAAGGAACGGGUACAGGAUCAUGUACCUCACCUCGCGCGCCAUUGGGCAGGCCGACUCGACGCGCGACUAUCUCAAGGGGAUCAGGCAGAAUGGAUACCAGCUGCCGGAUGGACCGGUGAUCAUGUCGCCCGAUAGGCUCAUUGCGAGUCUGCACAGGGAGGUGAUUCUGCGCAAGCCCGAGGUGUUCAAGAUGGCGUGUUUGCGCGAUAUCGCGCGUCUGUUCGGCGCGGAUCCGCGCACGGCACAUUCGCAGCCGGGCGGCGAUCUCAAGGGCGCCGAUUCGGACGCGGUCGAAGCGGCCAAGGCCGGAGCGGGGGCCGAGGACAGUCCGUCGUCGGGCGCUGCCACCGCGACGCCGGCUGAGAGUGGCGAGGCAGCAUCGGCGUCGGAUGCAAGCAGCGUGCGAUCGGGACAGCUGAGUCCGAGCCCCUCGUCACCUACGCUGGGUGGUGCACGUGCGCUGUCUCCCCCGCCCGACGCAACCCAGGCGAAGAAGGAGGAGCAUCCGACGCCGUUCUACGCGGGCUUUGGCAACCGCAUCACCGACGCGCUGUCGUACCGCAGUGUCAACAUCCCCUCGUCGCGCAUCUUUACGAUUGACACCAACGGCGAGGUGAAGAUGGAGUUGCUCGAGCUGGCGGGGUACAAGUCGUCGUACAUCCACAUGACGGAUUUGGUGGACCAGAUGUUCCCGCCGAUCACGGCCAAGGAGGAGCGCGAGCCGCGCAAGCCGGAGUACAACGACUUCAACUACUGGCGUCCGGCGAUUGUCGAGGUGGAGUUGCCGCCGGAUGACGAGUUGCUCGGCACGCCGCCGGUAUCGCCUGCGCUAUCGGCGCGGUCGGGGCGGUCUUUGCGUUCGGUUAGGUCGGUGACGUCGGAUACGGCGGUGGGGGUGGAGGAGAAACCGGGCCGGUUGAGUCGGUUUGGUCUGGGCUCGUUGGGUCUAUCGCGCAAGGGGUCGGUCAAGGACGAGGAGGUGGAGAGAAAGCAGCGUGCGACGUCGGCUGAACCGGCACUUGAGUCCAAUCCCACCGAUGAGGCGAUGAGUGCUUCGCCUUCGGGAUCGUCAUGGACAGCACCUUGGAGGCGGCGGGCAGCAUCGCCGGAUGAGAUGUCGCGGAGCCCACGUGCGACGUCGCCGCUGGUGGGCGCGGUGAUUACAGCGGAGCCGGAGAGCGAAGACGAGGGCCAGGUGUUCUACGACUCGGAGGGGUACGAUGACAACGACGACGUAAGCGACCUCGACGCAGCGUCCGACGACGAGCCGUUUGCGUUUGAAGCUGAGGAUCAGCGCAAGGGGAAACAGAGGCCGAGUGAGGACGAACACGAUGAUGAAGACGACGACGAGCUGCUCGAAACGGGCGAGAUUCGGUUCGAGUGGAAGGGCUAG